Messenger RNA from Struthio camelus australis, 2559 nucleotides. It is a transcript of the gene LANCL1, whose product is annotated as LanC like glutathione S-transferase 1. NCBI's taxonomy places the organism in Eukaryota, Metazoa, Chordata, Aves, Struthioniformes, Struthionidae. Gene Ontology annotation, biological process: carbohydrate metabolic process; peptide modification. Gene Ontology annotation, cellular component: plasma membrane. The record is from RefSeq and is a predicted model, not a curated record.
CGCUUAAAAUGAGUCGUUACCGCGGGCAAGGAGCGGCUCAGAGGAUGGACUGUUCAACUGCAUUAUCCUCACGUGCUGCUUUGUCUCCACAGUAUGGCGCAGCCUGAGCUAAGCUUACGGUUUUCUCUAAAGUAGGUGGUUAUCAGGAGCAACUCCGUUGACGUUAGCAGAACGUGAGGUAAAGAGAGAACAGUGAAGCCCACCCAGAUUUCACUGUGGCAUAAAACACUCGCUACGAAGCAUAUCCCAGACGUCACUGAGAAAACGGAGACUUUGCUCAGCCCUACAGCAGCAGAGCUUUAAAGAAAGGCGACUCAAACUGGACAGCCAGGACUCCAGAGAGUCUCCAGCCUGCCUGCAUUUAACACCAGAAUAAGAACUAGUUGAAUUUUGCUCCUCAAGAGUGACUUUUGGGCCUUACAGCUGCAGGUGCUGAAACCAAGGGGCAGUAGGUGACUCUGAUCUUCUCCUGGUCAUAAGCUGACUCCCGAGUUCACGCAGCGUCUGAACAACAAAAUACGGGAACUGCUCCAGCAGAUGGAGAGAGGCCUGAAAUCUGCUGACCCACGGGAUUGCACUGCUUACACUGGCUGGACAGGCAUUGCCUUGCUGUAUUUGCACCUGUACAACGUGUAUGGAGACCCAGCAUACCUCCAGGUGGCCCACGAGUACGUGAAAAAGAGCCUGAGCUGCUUGACAAGACGAUCCAUCACCUUCUUGUGCGGAGAUGCUGGGCCCCUGGCAGUGGCUGCAGUCAUCUACCACAAGCUGCAGAACCACAAGCAGUCAGAAGACUGCAUCACUCGCUUGCUCCACCUACACAAGCUUGACCCACGAGUGCCAGAUGAACUGCUUUACGGGCGCAUGGGCUAUCUCUAUGCGCUGCUAUUUGUGAACAAGCACUUCGGAGAGGAAAAGAUCCCUCAAAGUCAUAUUCAACAGGUCUGUGAAGCAGUUGUGGCCUCAGGCGAGAACUUGGCCAAAAGGAAGAACUUCACAGCAAAGAGCCCACUCAUGUAUGAAUGGUACCAGGAGUACUACGUAGGGGCAGCCCAUGGCUUGGCUGGGAUUUAUUACUAUCUCAUGCAGCCUGGCCUUGGAGUGAGCCAAGUGAAACUGCACAACACAGUCAAACCCAGCGUGGAUUACGUCUGCCAGCUCAAGUUCCCAUCAGGCAAUUACCCUCCGUGCAUCGAUGAUACCAGAGACCUACUUGUCCACUGGUGCCAUGGGGCACCAGGUCUUAUCUACAUGCUUAUUCAGGCCUACAAGGUGUUUGGGGAAGAGCAGUACCUAAAUGAUGCCCUGCAGUGUGCAGAAGUGAUCUGGCAGUAUGGGUUACUGAAGAAAGGCUAUGGGCUGUGCCACGGGGCAGCUGGCAACGCCUAUGGCUUCCUAGCACUGUACAACCUCACUCAAAACAUGAAAUACCUGUACAGGGCCUGCAAGUUUGCAGAGUGGUGUUUAAGCUAUGGUCAACAUGGGUGCCGGACUCCAGAUACGCCAUUCUCUCUCUUUGAAGGAAUGGCUGGAACAAUUUACUUUCUUGCUGACCUGCUGGUGCCGACCAAGGCUAAGUUCCCUGCAUUUGAACUCUAAACCUGAGCUUGGCAAUGCCCUAGCUGAAUCCUUCUGCACUUGGAAAAGCAGUUCGAAGUUGCUUUCUCCUCUUUCCAAACUCAUCGUUGUUUACCUAACUGAACGUAAAUCCAUCCUCCUGAUGACAUGCUGAGUUCGUUAACGUUUCUAGCCAUCUCAUUGCAUUGUUUUGAUUUAAAAGACAGAAUUUAGAUUUUGCUGGCGUCUCCUAAAAAUGCAGGGCUGGGAGUGGGCGGGAGUAAAUGUAUAAUCUUUUGUUGGCUUUACAGAGUUUUGCUAUUUUCUGUAUCCCAUUUACUGGGAGAAAGUUUUCUACUGAAUGUACCUUUGCCCAUUUAACUUUUUUUGUGCUGACAGGUAGUUACAGGAAUUUAGUUGCCUUUGGAAAACAAAAGAUGAACUACUGGGACUAUUGCCCUGCAAUUUGCUUCUAAGCAUUUUCUUUCUGACCAUGCAGGGAGCAGGCAGCUCAGUAGCUGGGCUGCUCCACGUGAAGUGAAUGUGAUGGACUGUAGAGUCUCUAUAUGUGUCUUUUCUGUCAGAUUGCAAGUGGCACAGCUGGAAAUGACAUGCCAAAGCCUUGUCCUAGAUUUACACCUGUCUGCUUGGCAGUCAAAGGCUAUUAUGUAUAGCUUUUUGUGCAUUUUUUCAGUGACAGGCAAACAAAUAAUCCAGUGGCUUUUGUGCUUAUUCAUGAUCUUGCGAUAAACCUUCCAAAAGUCCAUUGAUCAUUUAAUGGCAAACUUCAGUUUAAAAGUCAGCUAAGAAUGCUUGCUGGUGUGGUCUCUCCUGUUCAGCUUUCAAUUUUUUUUUUUUGCAGGCCAUAUUUAAAAUUGUGUAUGAGCAUCAUAGAUGUUCGGUGGAACCAAGCCUACCAGCAGCAGCAUGGGAAAAGAAAUGUAUUCCACUGAGUUCUGUCAGUGUUUAAACCUGUUACCUGUGUAGAUUUUUUUUUUUUUU